GACACACCAACUCUUACUGCUGACUAAGAUACUCGCGACUCCCCAAGUUCAAACUCUCAUGACAUCAAUUUGGCGGAUAUUAUCCUCAGGACAUUAUGGUGCAUGGAGCCUCUCAUUGUUGAAGUUAUGAAGACAGAGCCUAUCUGCUCCAAGCAUGGCCACGGUGAACCAUGUGUCGGUGUCAUCGUUGACAAGAUCUUACAAUUAUGGGACAAGGCAGAAGAUCACCAGCAACAACUGCUAUCUCUAGCCAACGCAGUGUGCAGAACCUUGGAGGAUGACAAUUGCUUUGACGAGCGGCAGGACAAAAGCAAGCAUGUAUCUGAUAUUACAGUAGCCAUUCUUAAUGGACUACACUUGCCAGAUGUUUGUUUACAUCUUGGAAUCGUGUCUGAUACCAUGAGGCCAGAAACGAAAGCUUUUGUUUGCAAGUAUCAUGACCCUCUUGAUCUGAAGCCCAUGAGGCCAAUGGGCUGUGGUUGCAAAACAUGUUCACCUGGAGAACUUUGUGCAGAUCCAAGCAAGCUCGAGCACAUAUGCAAACAGUGCAGUUCUGCUGCUCUGAAGGACCCAUACUCAGCUGUUGUCAUACAUUGGCCAAUGAAGAUGGAAGUUCAGCAAUCACUGGCGGAAAUAUGGGAUGAUACUCUUCAACCUCUAAUGACAUUUCAGUACAACCAUGGCACAAUAUUUUACGGCUUAGCCGCAAUGAUAUGCUAUGUGGACAAUGAGCCCAUUGGCAUUGCUCGAUGUGAAAGUGGAUGGGUCAUGUUUGAUGCAUGCAGAGAAAUCAACAGGUGUGAAGGGCCCUGGGAGGAUUUGCUUGCUAUGUGCAGGGACGGCACUCCGGCAAUUCUAUUUUACAAGGUCAUCAAAUAG
This is a messenger RNA of Triticum aestivum (bread wheat), 879 nucleotides long. RefSeq lists its product as uncharacterized. The record is from RefSeq and is a predicted model, not a curated record. The coding region runs from base 103 to 879 and encodes 258 amino acids. NCBI's taxonomy places the organism in Eukaryota, Viridiplantae, Streptophyta, Magnoliopsida, Poales, Poaceae. The transcript has 7 exons.